Messenger RNA from Aspergillus welwitschiae, 2253 nucleotides. RefSeq lists its product as uncharacterized. NCBI's taxonomy places the organism in Eukaryota, Fungi, Ascomycota, Eurotiomycetes, Eurotiales, Aspergillaceae. The transcript is spliced from 16 exons. The coding region runs from base 1 to 2253 and encodes 750 amino acids. The record is from RefSeq and is a predicted model, not a curated record.
AUGAGCUCUCUCGUCUCAGACGUCACUAAGGCAGCAACCACGGCUGCCACAGCUGCUACUGACGCUACUACGUCGGCUGCUACCACGGCUGCCAAAGACACUACGAGCAUGGCUCAGAACAUCAGCAAGGAGCUUGAGACUCUCCUGUCUAACUUGACUGGCGAGACGCAGCAAGUACUUCACGUCUACUCCUACGACACCCAUACCAGGGUGAUCAAGGAAAAGGCUUGCAUUGCCAUGAAAAAUGCGGAUCCAAGCAAGAUGAAGCUUUCCAAUGUCCGUGAGCUGCUAGUCAGUGAGAAGGUCUUGGAACCCAAACUGCUGUGGAGUACCUUUUGCAACCAACGUGGCGCGAAGGUCCUGGACAGUCAUAGUUUCCAGGCGUAUCUUGAUAUCUUGAAUGAGAAGUCAAGUGAAGUUGGCGAAAUCGAUGCUGAUAAUGCCGACACUUACCGAGUAUACCUGAAACACGAAGGUGAUGAGGUUUUCUUCCCAUUGGGCGGCAAAGUCAUCGUGGACAACAAGAUCGCAGGCGUGUCUGCUGCAGAACAGCCUAAAGCUCCUGCAGUGCCUACUACUUUCAGUCACAACAUCUUCACCAAUCCAAACACCACCUUCGCCGUUGUCCACCCAGCAGACAUGUCGGAGAAGCACUGGAGUGUUGUCAUCCGUAAUAACAGUCUUCUCAACGCUCACCAGGUAGUUGAGGUUGAUGACAAGGUGGGAAAAGUUGUUGAGCGCUCAAUGCAUACCGCCUUUAUUCUUAGGCCGCGGCCUUUUCUGAACUACCAGAUCUCUGACAGUGCUGCGUCGGACUCUAUUGCUAAGCAGAAGCAAAUGCUGAGGAUCCCCCGGUUCCGCAUCGAGGAUGAUUCGUAUGUUGAGCAGUUCGAGAAGACAAAGUCUGUCUCGCGUGCCAUUGCACAGAGCUCUUUGUCGCAGACUGCAGCUGAAAUGGCCGUUUCAGGGGGAGCGUUUGGCUUCAAGGCUAGUGCAUCCGCCAGCUACAGUGAGAAUAACUCAUCUUCAUCGGCGUCAACCUCAACCGAGGAUACCAAGGUUUUGACAAUCACCUACAACUUUCCACGGGUGGUCAUUGACCUCGAUCACCACAGUCUGGAUCUUACGGAGGAAUGCAAGGCUGACUUGCUCUCUGUGGAUUCGGCUGCCAGCAUUGCUAGCUUCAAAGAUAAAUACGGUCGCUUCUUCGCUACUCGAGUUCAACUCGGUGGAAGGCUUUUGUCUUCUGAAGACAUUACAGCAACCACUAGCACUGCCAAGUCUGAACAGGCCAACGCCAUGAAAGCGGCGGCAGCUCUUUCAUUUUCCUCUCCAUAUGUGCAGGCUUCCGCAAAGAUGAGCUCCGACAAGUCCUCCACUUCGAGCUCGGACACGUCGAACGCUGCUUCGACCAAGUCAAUGUGCUGGGAAGCCAAAGGCGGCGAUACCUUGCUCUGCAAUGACCCGCCUGCAUGGGCCGCCACCGUGGGCUCAUUCUACUCCUGGCGCGCCGUUAAACAAUCCAAGGUCAUCGCUCUGGAAGACAUGAUCUCCACUAUCCCAGGAUUCCAGUACAUCAAGCAAAAGUUCGCGGAUAUCCUGAAGAACGACCAGCCAACCCUCACCACGGUAUCCGUCGGGUUCCAGCUUUCGCAUGGACCUGACAACAAGCUUCUUACCGUGAACCCUACUCUCACCGAUAACGAUGAUACCGAUACUUUCGAAAAUGACGUCUAUAGCAUGGCCACGACAACAACCAUGACCGCCGAACGCUACGACUACCUCCACAAACUCGGUAUAAUCGAGCAAUCCUCAGAUGCGGUGGGCCUGUCAGCGAAAAGCAGCAGCUCUGACAGCCAGAACUUCUACGUUGACGUAGAAACUACCGAAGGUAAAGAGGUCAAGCAGCUUAAAUACAACUACCCAUACCGCAUCUACAACAAGCCCAGCAGUACUAGCAGCGACCAGUCCUGGCUUUUCUCGAGUCCUACUCUUCAGGGAUACGUCUCCACGUCGCUCAUCUAUGCCAGCACAAAGCAUCGUGCCUCUUCCUUCCAAUUCAAAAACAUUACCAUUGGUGAGACGUCUGAGUAUAUCACGAGUGGAUCCCGUGUUCAUAUCGUUAUGUUUGAUCAUAAUGGCACGGAGAUCGGCACGGCUACUCGUCAGCCACGUCUUGGUGAUCGAGUUGGUGUUGAUUCGGAACAUUUUGGCAGGAUUCGGUUGAAUGAGUUUACUUUGACUUAUCUUUGA